UGUUUAUGUUUUGCAAACCAACAUUUGUUGUUACGCUGCAGUUUCACAGCAUCCGAUAAGAAAGUGAUAAUUUACACUUAAAUUUAACUAAAAUACGUAAUUUAAAACACACCCUGCAAGAUGUCGUAUAUGUUAGCACAUUUGCACAAUGGCUGGCAGGUGGACCAAGCCAUACUCUCUGAAGAGGAUCGAGUAGUGGUCAUACGGUUCGGCCACGAUUGGGACCCGACCUGUAUGAAGAUGGACGAGGUGUUGUACAAUAUAGCGGAAAAGGUGAAAAACUUUGCCGUGAUCUAUCUGGUUGACAUUACCGAGGUGCCCGAUUUCAACAAAAUGUACGAAUUGUACGACCCCUGUACGGUGAUGUUCUUCUUCCGCAACAAACACAUCAUGAUCGAUCUGGGGACGGGUAAUAACAACAAAAUUAACUGGCCGCUCGAGGAUAAGCAGGAGAUGAUCGAUAUCGUCGAGACGGUUUAUCGAGGGGCACGCAAGGGUCGUGGUUUAGUGGUUUCGCCAAAGGAUUACUCUACGAAAUAUCGGUACUAACUGGGAUGGAUUGUGGGCUGUAAAGCACUGUGUACAAUAAGAUUAUUUUUAAAUAACUUUA
Molecule: messenger RNA, 610 nt
Organism: Anopheles funestus (African malaria mosquito)
Lineage: Eukaryota; Metazoa; Arthropoda; Insecta; Diptera; Culicidae
Gene: Dim1
Product: thioredoxin-like protein 4A
Exons: 2
Coding region: 121-549 (142 amino acids)
Biological process (GO): mRNA splicing, via spliceosome
Cellular component (GO): U4/U6 x U5 tri-snRNP complex; U5 snRNP; spliceosomal complex
Source: RefSeq, a predicted model, not a curated record